Sardina pilchardus (European sardine) is the source of this 522-nucleotide messenger RNA. RefSeq names its product rap guanine nucleotide exchange factor 4-like. The coding region runs from base 2 to 487 and encodes 161 amino acids. Gene Ontology annotation, molecular function: guanyl-nucleotide exchange factor activity. Gene Ontology annotation, cellular component: plasma membrane. Lineage: Eukaryota; Metazoa; Chordata; Actinopteri; Clupeiformes; Clupeidae. The transcript is spliced from 7 exons. Gene Ontology annotation, biological process: positive regulation of GTPase activity; Ras protein signal transduction. The record is from RefSeq and is a predicted model, not a curated record.
UAUGAACUCAUUCAUGGCUGUAAUGUAUGGCCUGACAAACAGUGCAGUGUCCAGACUGCACAACACCUGGAAGAAAGUGCCAAAACUACAGCUGAAGCAGUUCAGGAAAUAUGAGCUCAUACUGGAUCCAUUCAGAAACCAUGACGCAUUGAGGAAAGUGGUGGCUAAACUGGACCCGCCAUAUAUCCCGUACCUGCCCCUCAUUUUAAAAGACCUAACAUUCAUAAAUGAAGGGAACAAAACAAGACAAGACAAUCUUGUCAACUUUGAGAAAAUGAAAUUAUUUGCCAAAACCUUAAAGGUUGUGAAAGACUGCCGGAAUCAGCCCUACUUACCCAUUUCACCAGAAACUGGCCGUUCAAAGAAAGGCACUGGCCUUCUCAAUAUACAGAAGCCCUCAUGUCCUGAGCAGUUCAACAGCAGAAAACUGCACGUAAUCAGUGACCAGCGGAAGCUGACCCAGCUCUCCAGGGCCAUUGAGCCGUGAGGGCUAUUAUAAAGAUAAAGUUUAAUACAUCAAAA